CGAUUCAAAACAAACACAAAUUCUCGCGAAAAAUGCAUCAAAAAAUUGUUCCGAAAUCCAAAGAAAACUCGAAGAAAGUUCACUUCGAUUCCGCGAGAGUCGCCUUUCAGGUCGAAUACGACGUUCCCGACGACCACUCCCUGCGCCACAAAAUCCCGCUCUGGACGGAACACUGGAAGCGCUCCAAGACGUCUCUCGUCUACCACUUGGCGCGUCACGUGUCGUGCCAACAAUGGGCGCGCGUCGUCAUCGCAGGCGUCGCCGUCGUCGCUCUCGUCGUCCAGAUGUGGCAAACGCUGGACGCGUUCUUCGCGCGCGACACUGUGCUCUCUGGCCAAUACGCCGCCACUUCCGGUUCCGCCCUCUCAGUGACGCUCUGUCUUCCGGUCGUCGUUCCCUUCGUUCGCAAUUGCGUCCAAAACGACACCAACGACUGUCGCCGUGACGUCACCGAUCGGCCGCCGCCAACCAUUCGCGCGCUCUUCAACCAAUCGCUGUCUCCCUUCUCUCACAAAUGCAAACUUCGCGCCAAAAACGCGCUCAAGAGUUGCGGCCGCGCGCGACAGUGGCUGCGCGAGAGUCGCAAGUGCUUCACGUACGCCACGCGCGACGACGACGACGACAGCGACGCCCCGCACGACACUGUCGUUCACCUGCUGUUGCAGUUCUCGUCGGACGCGUCGGGCGUCGACUCUCUGCCGCAACUGCGCGUUCACUCAGAGCUGCGGACGCCGGACGCGGACGACGGCGAGUGGCUGGCCGUGAAGCAGAGCCGCAAGUUUGAGGUCAAGUACUGGUCGACGCGCGUGCGCUUUCUGGACGCGUGCGCGGACUACGCGUUGGACCGCCAGACGGCGCUCUCCUCUCAAGACGAUUGCGUCGAGAAAUGCAUUUUGAAGAAAAUGCAGGAAAACUGCUUCACGGAAGACCCGUCACGUGACUACUGUCUCUCGCGCUUCGCCACCGUUCGCACGGAACACGUGGACCAAUGGGAGACCUUCUGCUCGUCACGUGACCGCAAAGAGUGCGCUUCCAAGGCCUUCAUGGCGACUGUCGUGGACUUCUGUCGUCGCGAGAAGUGUCCGAAAGACUGCUUCCAAACCGACGUCCAAUCGGCGACGCGCGAGGAGAUGACGUCAGACGCCACGGAGACCAACGUGACGCUCGCGCGCAGACUCGCGCCCGAACUGGAGCUGCGGGAAGUGCGGCGCGUGACGUGUCUGGCGCUGGUCUCGCGUUUGGGCGGAUUGUUGGCCUUUUGGUUGACUUUGGUUUGGAUUUUGAGACAAUUUCUGACAUUUUUGACGAUUUUUAUCGAAUUAUUUGACAUUUAUUUACAAAAACUUUAG
Molecule: messenger RNA, 1349 nt
Organism: Medioppia subpectinata
Lineage: Eukaryota; Metazoa; Arthropoda; Arachnida; Sarcoptiformes; Oppiidae
Source: the annotation of a GenBank genome assembly